Molecule: messenger RNA, 1725 nt
Organism: Rhinichthys klamathensis goyatoka
Lineage: Eukaryota; Metazoa; Chordata; Actinopteri; Cypriniformes; Leuciscidae
Gene: rbms1b
Product: RNA-binding motif, single-stranded-interacting protein 1
Exons: 14
Coding region: 324-1514 (396 amino acids)
Cellular component (GO): cytosol; nucleus; ribonucleoprotein complex
Molecular function (GO): poly(U) RNA binding; poly(A) binding; mRNA 3'-UTR binding
Source: RefSeq, a predicted model, not a curated record
UCUUCCAUAGUGGGAGGUGUAGUUUUGUGGAGAAGUCACCGCAGAUCAAUGAACUGAGCGAAACAGACGGGCUGGGCAAGCCGACUACACCGAGCGUAUGUGGGAUAUAUGCUUUUCCUUCCGCAAGACAUAAUAUUUCCUCCCUGCGACGAUUCGCUCUUAAAGAUACAACUGAGUGAGACUAUAUGACAGCACUGCUCGGUCUCUAUGGUUUGUAGAGCCACAACACACAACUUUACCCUCCUGGAUAGGCAAGAACAUACAAGAUAGAAGCGUUUAGUAGAAAUUUAUUCAUCCGUCAAGGGGAUAUUCGGUUGUUGAGGAUGAUUUUUGCAAAUUCUGGACACACAGUGAGGACGUCGUAUAAUCGUAAACAGCCCCCUGUUGGCCCCGCCUCCCACCCGAUGGCUCCGCCCAGUCCCGGGACCAACAGCAGCACCAAUCACAGCAGCAGCAGCAGCACGGCCGGCUGGGAGCAGCUCAGUAAAACUAACCUCUACAUUCGUGGGUUACCGCCAAACACCACCGACCAUGACCUGGUCAAGCUCUGUCAGCCGUAUGGAAAAAUCGUAUCAACCAAGGCCAUCUUAGACAAAACCACAAACAAAUGCAAAGGGUAUGGCUUUGUGGACUUUGACAGCCCUGCUGCUGCUCAGAAAGCCGUCAGCGCUCUGAAGACCAGCGGCGUCCAGGCUCAGAUGGCAAAGCAACAAGAGCAGGACCCCACUAACCUGUACAUCUCUAACCUGCCGCUGACCAUGGAUGAGCAGGAGUUAGAGGCCAUGCUGAAGUCUUUCGGACAGGUCGUCUCCACACGCAUCCUACGGGACAGCAACGGGGCCAGCCGAGGGGUCGGAUUUGCCAGGAUGGAGUCAACAGAGAAAUGUGAAGCUGUCAUCUCUCACUUCAAUGGAAAAUUUCUGAAAACACCAGCUGGAGUUAUGGCGCCGUCAGAACCCUUGCUGUGCAAGUUUGCGGACGGAGGCCAGAAGAAGCGUCAGAGUCAAAAUAAAUAUGUGCAGAACGGACGAGGCUGGGCCAGAGACGGGGACAGCAGACUCGCUGGCAUGACCCUCACGUACGACCCCACCACAGCUGCUAUGCAAAAUGGAUUCUAUCCGACUGCCUACAGUAUUACAAACAGAAUGAUCACACAGACGCCCAUGUCUCCAUACAUCUCCCCUGUGUCCACAUACCAGGUCCAGAAUCCAUCCUGGGUCACCCAUCAGCCGUACAUCAUGCAGCAUCCGGGAGCAGUGAUAUCGCCCUCUAUAGAUCACUCCAUGUCUCUGCAGCCCACGUCCAUGAUGAGUCCUCUCACUCAGCAGAUGGGUCACCUCUCUCUGGGCAGCGCAGGAACGUAUAUGCCAGCCAGUCAAGCUCUCCAGGGGCAGUACAUCCCUCCAUACACUCACAUGCAGACCACCGCAGUCUCAGUAGAGGAGAACAGUCCACAACCUCAGGUGGAUUCGUCCAGUGAUCAUUCACCUUAUACCUAUCAGCAGGCCAAGUGAUGAAGAGGGUUGAGAGAGAAGGAGACGACUGCUAAAUCAAUAACAGCUUCCUUUGAAGGACCGGCUCUACCGAUGAAUCAACAUUUUGCACAGGUUCUACGAUGAGUUCCUUGGUUUUAUAAUAAAACUACUUCAACUAUUUUGGUAUAAGUUCCAUUAGGUGCAAAUCAAGGAUUCAUUUCAUCCGAGGAUGCUAACAAAGAAAAACAAA